Molecule: messenger RNA, 2520 nt
Organism: Ceraceosorus guamensis
Lineage: Eukaryota; Fungi; Basidiomycota; Exobasidiomycetes; Ceraceosorales; Ceraceosoraceae
Exons: 10
Coding region: 342-2264 (640 amino acids)
Source: RefSeq, a predicted model, not a curated record
CGAACCAAUAAGUGAGUUAGGAGGGCCGAGGAUGAUCGCUAUCCAACAAGCUCGAAUGAUUGAAUUGCUCUCGAAACUUGUAUAGCCGCCACAGCACGUGCUCUGCACCAGCACAAGACAAGCCAGGAUCUCAAAAUUCGUAGCGCCCACCCCGCUUUCCAUCGGUAUAAGCAGCACAGCAGACGCAUUCGAAACACGGAAGGGGAACAUCAAAUGUUCCAAACCACCAUCAUACAUCGCAUCCAAGCCGGACUUUGCCACUGAAGCCUUGAUUCGGAUAGUGGAGCUGCGGCGCUUUCCAAGCAGAAUAGAUCCAAUCGCCAGAAGGCAUUCAAGCAGCAAUGAGCGCCAGCGGCGACAUCCCAGCGACGAUUGCGGCAGUGCCGAAUCACCGCAACUUCACAACCCGAGGACCAUCUAGGACCCUGUGUAUUCUUCUCGAUGGCACUGGUGACCAGUUCGAUUGCGACAAUUCCAAUGUGGUCAAGCUUUUUGGGGCCUUGAAGAAGGACAGCUCUCAGAAGCUGUACUAUCAGCCAGGCAUCGGCACCUACAGCGGCUCGGGGAAGCUUCAGUCAGGAAUCAGCUCUGCUUCCGACAUGGCUGUUGGCUCUGGUCUUGGCACCCACAUCAAGGAGGCGUACUCAUUUCUGAUGAGCAAUUACACUGAAGGAGACAAGAUCUGUAUCUUUGGAUUUAGUCGCGGAGCGUACACUGCGAGGGCAUUGACCGGCAUGCUGCUCAAGAUUGGGCUGCUUCCCGCCAACAAUUCCUCUCAAGUUGCAUUCGCAUACAAGCAGUUCAAGGAUGACACACCCACAGGAUGGGAGCAGUCCGCGUUGUUCAAGACCACGUUCUGCAUCGACGUGAAGGUGCACUUCCUGGGAUGCUGGGAUACUGUCGCAUCGGUCGGCUUCAUUCCUCGCCAGUUGCCCUUCGCAAAGAACAACACCAGCUGCGUUCGUUAUUUCCGUCAUGCGAUGGCCCUCGACGAGCGCCGUGCUAAGUUCAAGGUCUCGCAUUGGGAGCAGAGAGCCCAUGAUGCGACGCCGAAGCAGAGCAGCCAGAAGGUCACUCUAGACGAGACUCCUUCCCUGACUCCUGGUGCGAUGAACGAUCCUCGCAUUGCAGAAAAGCGAGCCGCUAUUGCUCAAGAGCUAGCUAUGAAGCGCAACAGCUCCAUCAGCGCUGCUCGUCGCUUGAGCAGCAUCCAAUUUACGGAGGAGCCUGCCUCGAUCGAGCCAGCGGAGGGCACAAAAACUCCCACGAGUAACGGAUCGGGCGAGUCUGGCAGCGAAAAAAAGACUCCCGGAUCACCUUCGCGUCGCAAGAGCUUGCCUCUGGCCUUCCGUCGCAACUCUCAAGGACCACAAGGGGAUGUCGAAGAGAGACCGAAAUUGACGAAGGCGCAGACUCAAGAGGCACUGGCCCAGCGGUUCACCAAGCUUGACCAGCGCGAAUUUGGCGGAGAGCGCUUCAAGACAGAUGCGCUUGAGGUAUGGUUUGCCGGCGCCCAUGCUGACGUUGGAGGUGGUGCCGUUGGCAACGACACUCGACACGCUCUUUCUAAUAUCCCUCUGCGCUGGAUGAUCCGCCAAACUUUCGCAUGCGACACCGGCAUUCUGUACAAUGCGGACGUCCUGGCUGACUACGGCAUGGAUGUGCAUACUUUGUAUCCAACUUUGGUUGAGCGUCCCCGUCCUUUCUGCGGGCCCCCUCCUUCAGCGAUCGAUCGAUAUGCCUCCGGCACGCUCCCUUCCCUGGCCGAGCGUCGUAAAUCGAUCCGCAAAUCGCGUGCGGACGCCCUCGCUCGUUUGGAGAACAAUGAUGGCAUCGCGACCUUCAAUGACGGUGUGGGAGAAUUUGCGCCACCAGUGCCCAGUCACCAACAGCUAGACACUCCGCGCGUUGGAAAGGACCGCUUCCACUUGCGUAGCAAUUCCUACGCCGGCCUUACCGGCCGAGAGGAAGAUGCGCAGCUACCUGAAGCUUGGGAAGACUACUUCGACGCGCUGGCACCAAUCAAUGACCAGCUCAAAGACGCCAAGGGCUGGUGGAUUCUUGAAGUCUACCCUACGAAGCACCGCGAGCAACAGCACGAUGGCAAGUGGAAGAAAGUGGUUGGCAUGAACCUUGGUCGCUACCGCACGAUUCGCGAUGAUGUACCAAAGGUGCACUACUCUGUUCUGCAGCGCAAGCAAGCCCAAGGCUACGAGAUUCGCAACGUCAUAGGCGAAAAUAGCGUCAUUGAAUACGUCAUGUAAAUUCCGACCCCAGCUUUGGUCUUGUGGGCACAUGCCUGCCUCGCCACCUUGAUACGAGCCACAGCAAGCUUCACUCUCUUUCUGACUCAUGCACCCCAAGCGAUACCUUUCUUCCCGAGCAACGCGCAUGUUCCCGCUCCCCAACGCUUGAACUUGCAUCCAAGUGCUCGUCGCCAUUGCCCGAGUUUGACAAGCACGUUCGGUUUUGAUCAUUUUACAAUCCAAAGAUUCAACGAUGUAGGCCUAGCUACGAGUU